UUUUAACUCCGUCGUUGUGCGAGUGCCAUUGUAGCGGAAAAGACGUGGCAACUAAUCGCCAUCUAUUUUUCACAAGACACACGGUUAAUACUUUAUGUGACAUUCAUUCAAACGAGAAAUGAAGCCGUAUUACAUGCCACAAGUGCUCGAAGGGAGCUAACAAGCUAUUGUAUUAGCAGUGCUAACGUGAACUUAAACUACAGAUCAAGUAGGGCGUUUAUUCACAGAUCUUCACGCACAAACUAGUUGCCAGCUCCUGAAGUGGUGAUCAUUAAUAACCUUUAAUCGGAGUGUAAGAAAAGCGUUAACCCAAUCCGCGACAAGGGCCAGCAAAGUAUCUCUAUUUAACUGCAGUGACUAGAGAGCCGCAGAAAAGCCAAAGGAAAUACAUACUCUUUACACAUCAUAAAACUUUGGAAACGAACAUACUUUCAUAACGCAGUCUACUUGGUGGAUAAAUGUUUCGUCUUGUGGAGACUUACGACUUAGGGGGAAAAAAAGUUGACUUACUGCUCAUAAUGUUCAGGACGGGAGGAGUUUCUGUUCUUUUUCUAGUUGACAACUUUUCCCAACUUCACACAAACUUGUCGCCUCCCCUCACCCACCUAUGAAGGAGACGGGAGAGGGUGCGCUUGAUUAAAGGCAUAGGGACGCCUGGUUUGCCUCUUGAGCGUUCCACGUCUUGUUCACCAGUUCCCAUUGGUGGAAGUGAUCACAUUCAAAUAAUUACUGGUAGAUGUGUCUGUACUUUGAAGAGUAUUAAAUAUUCUUACGACUCUUUUUUCACUUCCGACAUUUAGAAUAUAAAUAUACAAACGUUAAGUUAUACCUUGUUUAAUAUUUUUUUCUAAUUUUAAAUAGUGCAAUAGCCCUAAUAACAUACAAAUAGGAAUUGAGAUUUUGGGGUGUUAUGAGACAGAACAAAAUGGAUUGCAGUGACAUGGAGGAAUGGGAACCAUGGUUCAUAAAUGAAAAAUUCAACAGUUUUGGUUUAGCAAGACAACCCUCUUUCAUGGGCUGGACAGAAUUGCUUGGUGGUGUUGACAUCAAUUGGGGGAAAAACUACUUUGGGUGCAGUUGUGUUGUUUAUUGUGCCAGCGUGGGUGUUUUAUAGUGGACAGUGUAUUAUUUUUGUUGCACUAUUCAGAGGCUGUACUUCAGUACUUAUAUAUAGUUUUAAUGCUUAUCUGUACUUACACUUAAUACAAUUUUGCCACUUCAGUUAAUUGAGUUUAAAACGUUUCAUGCUGUUGUUAGUUGUAGUCAUCUUCAAGAUCUGUCGGCACUAAUAUUUGUAAAAUGUACUUUUGCAGAGGUGAUCGUUUUACGCCCUACUGUAGUUUUAUUGCAUUGAUCAAAACUGACGACGCACACUUUGCUCUUGAAGCAUAAACCUAAGCUAUUUUUGGUUGAAAAGAAGCGCGCCUCUAUCAAGACUGAUUGCUUUUUACACCAAUCGAGAGCGUGUUCUCUAAAUCAGGUCCGGAACAACUCGAAACCCGCUAAUAUUAUUGGCUACUAGUCGAAAAGAAGGCGGGUCUAUUCAUGCUAGGUUGCGCCUUUUGGGUUAGCCAGACGUGGGAUUUCUUGUUUUCGCCUCGUCAAAGGCGCCAUGUUAAUUGAUCACACUUAAUACAGUUAGACUUCCCCCUUGCAUCAACUUGUUCGCCUUUUCACGACUGGGCAGCGAAAUAUUGAUGUGCAUGUAAACACGAAAUUGGGCGGGUGUGUACUGUGGAAGGCGGGAUGGUUAUUUUCAGUCUUGCCUCCGUGGCUGCUAGCCACUCCCUUGGUGGCGCCCUGUGGGCUGGAAAAGAGCGCGGAGGCGGUCGGGGGGCGGCCAUGGCUGAAGAGCGAGGACAGGCCUGAGCCACGCCGGGGGCAGGGAAUGGCUCUCUUGUGGGAGGGUUUUUAGAUCAUUGCGCCGUGCGAGGGGGCUGUCAGUGUAGCAGCACAUGUGCCCACGUAAACAAAAGCUAUUACGCUGCACAGUUACCGGCGGUUCGACAAAGGCGUCGGCGAGGAACUCACGAAAAUACACCAUCGCGAUAUUUUGCCUCUGCUUCGACAGAAGUAUCGCGAUACGAUGAUUGCGCAAUAGUCAAAUCAAGAGAAAGUGCAGUGUAAAAAAAAAUCAUGAGACAACGCAGAGGAUUUUUUUUUUUUUUUAUCCAAUGAGAAAUAGUAGCAGUGAAUAUUUACUGUCCCCUCAAAGUAAUAAUAUCAUACAAAUGUGACCACUCAAAUCAACAUGUGUAGAUUUUAUAUUGCCCAGAACCAAAUCACACACAUGCAGGCUUGCAAAGAGAGAUGUCCGCCAAAGUUCUUACAAAGAAAUCUUGCACUCAUCAAUUUAUUCCCAACAAUACUAUGUGUUGGCAUGUUCAUCUUAUUUCCCAAGGCCUCGAGGAGUAGUAGUGCAGGUUGUUGUUCUUGUCACAUCAACCACAGUAUAUUAACAAUGAGGCUGUUUGUUUAACCACUGCUCCUGAUGAUAUUUAAAAUGACUUGUUUUUCUCAUGUCAAUAGAUAAAUAUUGAAUCUAUAUUAUAAUAUUGAAAAUGCUCAUGAUGAUAAAUAUGUGUCUCUUAUCUCUGCAGGAUGUGUGGUUGUGAGCAUCCCACGCAAUGUGUCAGUUUUAGAUGCUCACAGUCACUUCCCCCUUCUAUUCAACUUGACUUGCAGACUGAUAUAGAAGGCCAAAAUGGUGAAUUAUUAUCGCAAAGAAGCGGAAGCGUCCGAAGCAUGCGGGGUGUCAGCUCUGCUAAGAUUGCAAAUAUCCUUCAGGAUCUCAUCAACUACUCUGACUUCAAUGAUGGAAAAUCUGUCCUCCACUGCCAGAAGACAAAGGUGGCCAGUGGAGGUCAACAGUGCUCCAUCCUGGAAGAAGUGGGUCCUCUGCAGCUUCCUCUCGGAAUCCCUAUCAGAUGAUGACAAUGAUGUCUUUGCAGACGAUUCAACGUUAAGUGGCGGAGAUGUUCCAUCCAAAGUGGGUAUUCCGGAGGUGCUCCAGUCACAUUCAGUAGAUGCCGAAGAGAUCCUGUGGCAGUUGGUCUUUGGCUCCGACGACCCGCAGCCCACUGUGCGCAUUCCCCCUCGCUUCCUUUCCUUCCCCUCUCAAGCUCGGGGUAUCAACUUCCGCCUUUUCUUGGAGUCGCAAGUCCGACGGAUGCGUGAGGAGGACCCCACCCUGUGUUUAGCAAGCCGUUUCAGACAAGUCCAAGCUCUGACCGCAAUGGCCAACGCAUUCUACUCGCUGUACUCGCACGUGUCCGGCACGCCCCUGCUUAAACUCGGAACUCCGCAGUUCACCUUGUCGCCGCCCACCAAGAGCGUGAGGAGCAACCUGAGGAGCAGCGUGAGGACCGAGCCGCGCUCACCCGUUGAGAGGCUCAAGGAUACCGUCUCCAAGAUGUGCCUCUACACCUCACCCAGGACAAGGUCCAUCUUGCCUGAUUUGGACAAUCCAGUUCCCCAGCAGGUCCAGAAUGAGUCUAAGAAUGUACUGGGAGAAGAAGACUGCAGUUUGGCAUUACAAGUGGGGACAGAUACACAUGCCAAGCAAAAUGAUAGUGUCACAAUAAAGGAUGAGUUAAAACCAAUUGGCACGGUAACCUACGAGAUACUCAAUCCAAAGAUAGUUGAGUGUGUCCGCCAAGCAAAUGCCCUACAUCACGUCUUCCCUGAAGUGUCUUCAGAUGUCUGUCAAUACUCAAUUGAUAUCUGCCGUGCAAAGAUUCCAAGAUGCAUCAUGGACCUCAAGAAGUGUGAUGAGGGGCUCAACUUAGAUUCAGAGAUGGGUUGUGUAGGAGAGGAAGAAACAGCAAGAGAAAGCUCAAUACAGCAAAUUAAAGGUGGUGAGGUUGGCUGAUGAAGAAACUUCGGACAAAGACAACAUACUUCGAUGAGGCCAUUUGGGAAGAAAAACAACAGCAACAAUGCCCCUGACAAUAAUUGACGGGUGAAGCAACCCAAGCUAAAUUACUGGAGAGUGUUUAAAAUAAUUGAACUCUUACGCAUUAUAGGGUAAGUCAGUUUUUUGGUUGCUUACAGUUUUUAGGUCAUAUUUAUCAAAGAUUUUAGAAUUUUCUGUGUUAUUUAAACAUUUAAUUUACGCAGCCUCAUUUAUGAGUUCGCAGAGAAAAUAUUUUUAUGUAACAUGAAUUUCUCAAUGAUGAAUGAAUUCCACUUGUAUGCAUACAAUUCUCCAAUUUAUUAUAACAGUAACAGGUUGCAAAAUAGUUAAAAGUGCAAUUGAAUUCGGUCAUCUUUGCAACAAACUCGAUUUGAACUACAGUACUGUGUUUUUAUGGUCCCCAGGGGGUCUAUUUAAAAAUGGGAAAUACUUAUGUACAUUUCAAAAAAGCAACACUUUAAUACGAUUUUUCUACACAAGUGCAGCAGCACACAGAACGCUGGAGAAAUUUAAAACAAAAAAAAGAAAAACACACAUACAAAAGAGAAAUAUAAUUUGUUGAAGACCAUAUUAAAAAGUAAUCUCCAACAUG
Syngnathus typhle (broad-nosed pipefish) is the source of this 4508-nucleotide messenger RNA. RefSeq names its product protein TESPA1-like. The transcript is spliced from 7 exons. The record is from RefSeq and is a predicted model, not a curated record. Gene Ontology annotation, molecular function: signaling receptor binding. NCBI's taxonomy places the organism in Eukaryota, Metazoa, Chordata, Actinopteri, Syngnathiformes, Syngnathidae. The coding region runs from base 2705 to 3871 and encodes 388 amino acids.